CAGAUGCAUUUGAGGCAUUUAGAAAAGCUUCAUAUUUAGCAUUCAAGCUUGAUCCAGCAAACUAUCUAACAGCUCCGGGUUUAGCAUGGGAUGCAUGUAUGAAGGUAACAAAAGUUAAGUUAGAAUUGUUUAAUGAACACCAGGGAGAUAUACAUGAUUUCUUUACAGCUAUGAAAAGAGCAAAAAAAUGGUUACUUUACUUAAACGCCAAUAAUCUAUAUGGUUGGGCAAUGUCUCAAUAUCUCCCAACCGGUGGAUUUAAAUGGAUAUCUAAAGAACCUCUCGAUGCUAGUUCCUCAUUAGUGCAGAAAAUUUUAUCAUUAAAAGAAAAAUCAAAUUGGAGAUAUUGCUUGGAGGUUAAGUUAUCAAUUCCAAAAGAAUUGCAUUCAAAGUUUCGGGACUUUUCAAUGUGUUCAGAACGAAAGAAUGUACCAUACAAUUGGUAUAGUUCAAAGCAAAAAGAAUGA
Molecule: messenger RNA, 467 nt
Organism: Ambispora gerdemannii
Lineage: Eukaryota; Fungi; Glomeromycota; Glomeromycetes; Archaeosporales; Ambisporaceae
Source: the annotation of a GenBank genome assembly